Molecule: messenger RNA, 1473 nt
Organism: Struthio camelus australis
Lineage: Eukaryota; Metazoa; Chordata; Aves; Struthioniformes; Struthionidae
Gene: TSLIG3B
Product: family with sequence similarity 98 member B
Cellular component (GO): tRNA-splicing ligase complex
Source: RefSeq, a predicted model, not a curated record
AGACCCACGCACUUGAUGGAGAAACCGUGCUGCUAGCAACGAGACGGCAGGAGCGUCCGUACAGGGUGGCCUGAGGCACGUUAUCAGCUACUUGUGAUACAGAGGUCCCUUGCUGGAGGAGGAAGCCCUGAACAAAGCAGCAGAAAAUGGAUUGUCUUCACCGGAAUUUUUUGAGCUCUGUGUUUGGUUAGGUUCCCAAAUAAAGCCACUUUGUAAUAUGGAAGAGAGCAUCACUUCAACAGAUGGUGACAGAGAUGUAGAGAGCUUCCAGCUUGAGAUUAGUGGCUUUUUGAAAGAAAUGGCUUGUCCAUAUUCAUCACUUAUAUCUGGAGACAUUAAGGACAGAUUAAGAGAGAAGGAAGAUUGUCUUAAACUCCUCUUGUUUCUAAGUACAGAACUUCAAGCUUUGAAGAUAUUGCACAGCAAGCAAAUUAAAGGCUCUCACUUGGAAAAGCACAAUGAAAUUUAUCAGGAAGUACAAGCUAUUUGUGAUGCGCUGGGCCUUCCAAAGUCGUCAUCUUCUGAUAUUCCUCCCUUGUUAACCAAUGUGGAACUGAAGAUAAGGGACAUUCUCAAAGUUCAAAAUUACCAUGUGGGGAAAUCGCUGCUAACAAAACCUCUGAAUUCUGAUCAAGUGGAAAGAUUGGAAAAAAUCAAUGAUGCUCUUCGAAGUGAGUAUGAAUGUCGCCGUCGUAUGUUAAUGAAGAGGCUAGAUGUAACAGUGCAGUCUUUUGGCUGGUCUGAUAGAGCAAAGGUAAAAACAGAUGACAUAGCACGAAUCUAUCAACCCAAACGUUAUGCGUUGUCUCCAAAGUCAACUAUUACAUUAGCUCACCUUCUUGCUGCUCGAGAAGAUUUAUCAAAGAUCAUAAGAACAAGUAGUGGAUCAACGCGGAAAAAUACAGUCUGUGCUAUCAACAAGGUUCUGAUGGGGAGAGUACCUGACCGUGGAGGCAGACCUACAGAGAUAGAACCACCUCCUCCUGAAAUGCCUCCUUGGCAAAAAAGACAAGAAGGUGGUGGAAGAGGUGGCUGUGGUUAUGGUGGCAGAGGGGGUUAUGGUGAUCCAUAUAGUGGAAGAGGAGGGGGAGGAUACCGAAGAUACUAAAAAAUACUGUAAAUACUGACGCAGUAACUGGCAAAACAUAGUGGUGGUGUUUACUGGUAUCAGGAAUUUAGGUUUGUUAAAUUUGGUUUAGAUUACAAUUAAGUAUGACCAUAUAAAUCAUUGCAUUAGACCAACUGGUGUUGUCACUGAAUUCUUGUAGUUAACUGAACAAAACUUUUAUACUAAAAUACGAUGACUGAAGUCCUUGUUUUUCACACUGCUCGUGGUUUUUUUUAAUGUCAUUUUAUUUAAAAUAUGCCUCAGAAAACUGAAUAAAACCAUUUUUAAAAAAAAAAACCCUACUGUUUAAUGCUCAGGCCUCUCUAAUUAUUGCAUAUAGCACCACUCUGCCCCAGUUCCCCUCA